UGACAAUGACAUUAGCUUAUAGCUGAUAGCUUGGUUUCAAGUAAGAAGUUUACAUCACAUAUCAUGGUAAGAUCGCAUUUAUACAGGUAAAAACGCUUAUCAUUCUAUUGGUUUCUUACAAUUGAUCAAAUUAAAAGUAUGGAGAAGAGCACAAUAUGGAAAUUUUUUGACGAAUGUUUGGACGAUUAUACAUUAUUAGUUCCGAGUGUUGCUGUUGGAAAUGUUAGUCAACUUGCAUGUGACUUACUCAUUUCUUCACUGAGUAUGGUGAAAAUAGGAUCAGUUUAUACUACAGCUCAAAUCCCGGUCAUCGGAUACGAUCCAUACAAUUUAAAAUCCGAAAAUCUUUCAACAUCCUGUGAAAUUUACAAGUCAGAUACUAAAAAAAUUUGCAUCUUACAAAUAAGAUCUCCACUGAUUUAUAAAUAUGCAAAACAAUUUCUUGAAGAGGUAAUAGAGACAUUUAAUAAAAAGAACAUUAAGGAUGUGAUUAUUUUAACUAGCAGUUACGCUCAUGAAAAGAAACAUAUACUUACAUCAUCGUUUAGGUAUGUAGUUAACGAAGGAAAUCCUUACACGGAGAAGAUGAAAAUUGAAGAUAUUGAAAAGUUUAAAUAUGAUGGUGAUUUAAAAAUUUUAGGAGGAGGUUUUGCAUCGCUUCUAUACAAAAUAUGCCUUGAAAAGAGUUUGUCAUGUCUAAUAUUAUUUAAAUACUGUUCAGAAGGAGAUAAUAUACCUGAUGCAUAUGAUAUGGUUAGCAAAUUAAUAAAAGUGCUUCCUUUGUUUCCUGAAAACAAAGAUCUGUUCUCUCAGCUAGUACAGCCAGUUUCAUGGAGAUUGCUUUUCGGUAGACCGCCACCUCAAGAUAUUUACUGAAUAUAUGUUUUUUAAUUUUUUUAA
Molecule: messenger RNA, 900 nt
Organism: Melitaea cinxia (Glanville fritillary)
Lineage: Eukaryota; Metazoa; Arthropoda; Insecta; Lepidoptera; Nymphalidae
Product: proteasome assembly chaperone 2
Exons: 1
Coding region: 139-876 (245 amino acids)
Biological process (GO): proteasome assembly
Cellular component (GO): cytosol; nucleus
Source: RefSeq, a predicted model, not a curated record